AUGUACAGAGACGUUUCAAGUUGCAACACCUAUGAUUACGGCGACGCUGUUUAUUGGGACGCUCGUUAUAUCCAAGAAGGUGGUUCCUUUGAUUGGUAUCAGCGUUACUCUGAUCUUAAACCCUUUCUUCGUCAUUAUUUCCCUCUUUCUUCUACCAUUCUCAUGGUUGGUUGUGGCAAUGCUGUUAUGUCAGAGGAUAUGGUCAAAGAUGGUUACAAGGAAAUUGUUAACAUUGAUAUUUCAUCGGUUGCCAUUGACAUGAUGAGAAGAAAAUAUGAGUACAUCCCUCAGCUAAAAUACAUGCAGAUGGAUGUAAGGGAUAUGAGCUUCUUUUCCGAUGAAUCUUUUGAUGGUGUAAUUGAUAAAGGAACUCUCGAUUCAUUAAUGUGUGGCACGGAUGCGCCAAUUAGUGCUUCUCGGAUGCUUGCAGAAGUGUGUAGACUUCUAAAGCCUGGCGGGAUUUAUAUGAUGAUUACAUAUGGCGAUCCAAAAGUAAGGAUGCCUCACAUAAGCAAACCUGUAUACAAUUGGAAAAUUACAUUGUAUAAUAUCCCAAGACCGGGAUUUAAUAAGCCAGAAUGUAGUACUUCAUCAAAGAAAUCAUUGUUGGAACCUAUUCCUCUUACUGAAACCGGCUUACUUCCAGCAGAUUGGGUUGUGGAAGAUCCAGAUUCUCACUUUAUAUAUGUUUGUAGAAAGGUAAAGGACACAGAUGUAUAG
Messenger RNA from Lathyrus sativus (Indian pea), 720 nucleotides. Lineage: Eukaryota; Viridiplantae; Streptophyta; Magnoliopsida; Fabales; Fabaceae. The record is from the annotation of a GenBank genome assembly.